Oryzias latipes (Japanese medaka) is the source of this 2650-nucleotide messenger RNA. It is a transcript of the gene cyp17a1, whose product is annotated as cytochrome P450, family 17, subfamily A, polypeptide 1. Gene Ontology annotation, biological process: progesterone metabolic process; hormone biosynthetic process. NCBI's taxonomy places the organism in Eukaryota, Metazoa, Chordata, Actinopteri, Beloniformes, Adrianichthyidae. The record is from RefSeq and is a predicted model, not a curated record. Gene Ontology annotation, molecular function: steroid 17-alpha-monooxygenase activity; iron ion binding; heme binding.
AUCUGUGUUUGCCCCUCAUCAAGUGCCUUCAGUUCCAACAAACCCUUGGUGAGAGGGUUUAGAGGGCCAUUCACAGCAUCAUGGUGUUCCAUGGUGGGCCCUUGUUUCCUGAAGUGAACCCAGAGGGACUCAGGGAACCGGACUUGAAUCGCUCAGGGCUUGUCUCAGCUUUCCCUCAAGGAUCCAGAGAGUCCGUCUGUCUUAUCACGUUCCUCUGGCUGCUGUCUCAGCUCGUCAGAGUCAAGGCUUUGGCCUUGAAGCUGCUGGAUAAAGCGGGGCCCUGCCUUCUCCGUGUGCCCCUCUCACUGCACCUGGCCCUGGCUGAAGCAGAGUCUCAGCGUGGACGCAUGGCUUGGUUUCUGUGCCUGUCUGUGCUCGUGGUUCUGGUCCUGGCUUUGGCAGCUCUGCUCUGGAGGGUGAGAACGAGGGACAGACCCCAGGAGGCCCCCAGCCUGCCCUACCUGCCCGUGCUUGGCAGCCUGCUGAGCCUGCGCAGCCCCCACCCUCCUCAUGUGUUGUUCAAAGAGCUGCAACAGAAGUACGGACAGACCUACUCCCUGAAGAUGGGUUCCCACCAAGUCAUCAUCGUCAACCAUCACGCGCACGCCAGGGAGGUCCUGCUGAAGAGGGGGAGGACGUUUGCGGGACGACCCAGAACUGUGACCACAGAUGUGCUGACCAGAGACGGCAAAGACAUCGCCUUUGGAGAUUACAGCGCCACCUGGAGGUUCCACCGAAAGAUCGUGCAUGGAGCUCUGUGCAUGUUUGGAGAGGGUUCUGCGUCCCUCCAGAGGAUCAUCUGUACAGAGGCCCAGUCUCUGUGCUCCACCCUGUCUGAGGCGGCCGCCACCGGCCUGGCCCUGGACCUGUCCCCUGAGCUGACCCGGGCCGUCACCAACGUCAUCUGCUCGCUCUGUUUCAACUCCUCCUACAGCCGGGGUGACCCCGAGUUUGAGGCCAUGCUGCGCUACAGCCAAGGCAUUGUGGACACAGUGGCCAAGGACAGCCUGGUGGACAUCUUCCCCUGGUUACAGUCAGACUACAGUGACCACGUUCAGAGGGACCUUCUGGACGCCCUGCUGAGAGCCAAGCGCAGCGCCGAGAACAACAACACCGCCGCAGAGUUCAGCGCCGAGGCGGUGGGGCUCAGUGACGACCAUCUCCUCAUGACAGUGGGGGACAUCUUUGGGGCAGGAGUUGAAACGACCACCACCGUACUCAAAUGGGCCAUCACCUACCUGAUCCAUUAUCCAGAGGUGCAAAAGCAAAUUCAGGAGGAGCUGGACAGGAAGGUGGGGGUGGACCGCCCCCCCCAGCUCAGUGACCGAGGCAGUCUGCCCUUCCUGGAAGCCACCAUCAGGGAGGUGCUCCGGAUCCGCCCCGUGGCCCCUCUGCUCAUCCCCCAUGUGGCCCUCAGUGACACCAGCCUCGGAGAUUUCACCGUGAGAAAAGGAACCAGGGUGGUCAUCAACCUGUGGUCUCUGCACCACGAUGAGAAGGAGUGGACCAACCCCGACCUCUUCAACCCAGGCCGGUUCCUGAGCGCUGACGGCUCCAGCCUGACCCUCCCCUCAUCCAGCUACCUGCCGUUCGGAGCCGGGCUCAGGGUUUGUUUGGGGGAGGCUUUGGCCAAAAUGGAGCUUUUCCUCUUCCUGUCCUGGAUCCUGCAGCGCUUCACGCUCUCCGUCCCACCGAGUCAGUCGCUCCCUAGUCUGGAGGGGAAGUUCGGCGUGGUCCUGCAGCCGGUCAAGUAUGCAGUGAAAGCCACACCCAGACCGGGCUGCCACUCUGGGUUAUUCCCUGCAAAUCCUUGAGGAGUCUCCGAGAACCCCCCAAUGCCUCCAGGAAGGAAAUGUUUUAGAGAAGCCUUGUUUCUGCUCAGACUGAUUAGACUUUGACUGGACCUGCAGCCCAUUUCAGUGAAUGAACAAAAACCUGCUGCAGUUCCUCAAACGACCACUGGAGGCUGGUUUCAGAGGGAAGCAUUUUUCACUUCACCCUCUUGCUAAUAAAGCCUUAAAAAACUUCUGUGCAGCAUAGUUACAACAGCUUUCUGAUAGACGCCUCUGUUUCAUAUUUUCAAAAACUUGUCCUCCAGGUUUUCCUGUCCUCCUGUUUUUGUUUCUCCUGUGUUGUGAUGCAGCGAAUGAGGAAAAUGUAUCUGAAAAACUCCAGACUAAAGGAGAAAAGCCGUCCUGUGUCAACAUGAACUUAUCUCCAUUCUGAAGGUCAGACGUCAUGAAAGAGACAGCAGGAACACUGUCAGAGCAGACUGCAGCAUUGCAUCAACCUUCACGACGAGGAAGAGACCAUCGUCUCCCACGGCCCCCUGGCUUCUGCCACGACCCUCUUGAACAGGAUAGAGGUUCUGUGACUGCAAGCAGUAAGAUGGAGUAAGCCCCGCCCCCACCUGCAUCAGCCCAGCUGUACCUGAUUAUGGGUGGAGCCUGGCGGAGCCUCCCUGAAUCCGUAAAGAGAAGCCUCGGAAACAGAGAUAAUGUCUGCCUCCUGAAAUGGAGCGAGGAGCUGGUUCCACCAGCUGAAGGCUCCGCCCCCAUUCUAGUCCAAAAGAUUAUACGAACAACUUCCUGCCUUUGGAGAAUGUGUGAGCUCUGACAUUCAUUAAAUGUGAUUUGAUUUCAAAGUGUGA